Pomacea canaliculata is the source of this 5551-nucleotide messenger RNA. Its product is annotated as low-density lipoprotein receptor-related protein 4-like. The transcript is spliced from 19 exons. Bases 532 to 3117 code for a protein of 861 amino acids. The record is from RefSeq and is a predicted model, not a curated record. NCBI's taxonomy places the organism in Eukaryota, Metazoa, Mollusca, Gastropoda, Architaenioglossa, Ampullariidae.
AAGAGUGGCAUACGGCCCCCGAAGCCAAGGGAGUAAAAGUCCAACAGAAUCAGAAGUAAAGAUGUCUUGAAGGAGGAGAGAGACCUGUGGACGAUGAGUCAACAUGUGAGAAGAGGAGGAAGUGUGAGCAAUGUUGAAUGACAAGGAAUUAGAAACAUUUCGUGCAUUUGAAGAAAAGUCUACAAUCCACAAAUGGCCUACUGAGCCUGCCUGAAACCAUCUCUUUAUCUUCCUCAAGGCGUCCCAUACCACUUGGGACGAGGUGCGGAAGGACAACGAGGACACAAACCUCUGCCACGCAAGUUUACUUUGCUGUUUAAAAAUAUAAUGAGCUUGAGCUCUACUGCGUUAAAAACUUGUCACAUUUUCAGAAGUGGGGUUGCGGAAGGCAAGGAAUUGGGCUUUGGGGCUUCUUCCGAGCGCGCUGGGGCACUCUACACUUCGGUGGACACGUUGUCGGCUAAUCCGAUGUCUCCGCGCAGGAAUUGUCUCCAAAGCGACUUCAUUUAAAAUUAAGUGACAAAGGUGACUAUGCAGCUUUUCAUGUGUUUAUUUACACUCUUGAUUCAGCACCACGUACAGAAAAUACGAGCCUGUGAUGGUGUGUACACCUCACCCAGUGGCUCCAUCUCGUCCCCGCUGUACCCCAGUCAGUACCCGCCUAAUGAAGACUGUACCUACAUCAUCAACACAACACAGGGCCAUCGCAUAACCUUGACCUUUGUUACAUUUGAAAUUGAGGCUGAAACCGAUGACUGCGAGCUUGAAUAUCUGCAGAUCUUGGAUGGAAGCUCCGAGCUGUCACCGUCUAUGGGUAUCUUCUGUAACACGAGUGUUCCGGACAGAGUGAGGUCCACGUCUAACACCAUGUUGGUCAGAUUUAUUUCCGGCUCACAGUCAGGCACUGGCUUCUUUGCAACUUACUCAUCAGCAAUCAUUCCACAGAAGUUUCUCCUUGUCACUGACUUUUAUAACGGCAUCCAUCGCAUAGACAUCGACACUGGAAGUAUUGUUACAAUCAGUCCUGAUGGUCUACAGUACCCAUUCGGUAUUGACUACGAUCCAGUAGACGGUCGUGUCUAUUGGUCAAAUCAAUUGGAGAAGACCAUUCGUUCCGCCAACCUUGAUGGCAGCGAUGCUCGGGUUUUUCGCAGCGUUAGUGAAGGAGGUCUUCUAUGGGGCCUGUCUUUGGACUCUGUGUCGAGGCUAGUGUUCUACGCGGACAAUGGCAAAAAAAUCAUCGGAAUGAUAUCACUGGACACCAACAGUCAUCAGAUUGUCGUCGAUUCAGACAUUGGUGCACCUAUAGACAUCGAACUGGACAAACAUAAUGGUGUCAUCUACUGGAGUGACCCUGUCAGGAGUAAAAUAGAGAGGUGUAACUAUGACGGCUCGGACCGUCAGACAUUAAUUAUCCCAUCCACACAUCUUAAACGUCCUCAUGGUCUUGCAUUGGACAUAGAAGAGAGGAGACUAUACUGGGCAAGUGCAGACACAGAGCUGAUAGGAUGGACGGAUUUGGACACCAAACGUUCUAAAAUUUAUUUUAAAACGAGAGGCUCAUACUUUAUGGGCCUGGAUAUCUACCAAAAUGAGUUGUUUGUCACGGACUGGGGAGCUAAAAAACAUCUGGCAGAAACAACACACAUCUAUCGCAUUGGCAAGAAUAAAACAAUGAUGGCGAGUGUACAAGUUAAUGGCAGAGUAAACGAUGUUCGUGUCUUUGCCGAGGAAACAACACGUAAAGAACCAAACGGAUGCGGCAACAACAAUGGACGCUGUAGAUACAUCUGCCUACCAACUCCUGGGAACAGAAGCAAGUGUCUUGCUCCGUUAGACAAGUCACAUGGAUGUGGUGAAUAUAUUUCCCCUAGUGGUUUUAUUUCAUCUCCAUCAUAUGAUAGACAAGACCUGGAAAUUGAGGAUUGCAUUUACAUAAUAAAAACAACAGCAGGCCAUCGCAUCACCUUAACAUUCCUGACACUUGAAACUGAAGACUGCAGGUUCGAUUUUCUGCAGAUCCGCGAUGGAAGCUCCGAGCUGUCACCGUCUAUGGGUGUCUUCUGUAACACGAGUGUUCCGGACAGAGUGAGGUCCACGUCUAACACCAUGUGGAUCAGAUUCCGGUCUGGCUCACAGUCAGGCACUGGCUUCAAUGCAACUUACUCAUCAGCAAUCAUUCCACAGAAGUUUCUCCUUGUCACCGACAAACAUAACGGUAUCCAUCGCAUAGACAUCGACACGGGAAGUAAUUUCACAAUCCGUCCCAGUGGUCUACACAACCCAUAUGGUAUUGACUACGAUCCAGUAGACGGUCGUGUCUAUUGGUCAAAUGUAUGGGAGAAGACCAUUCGAUCCGCUAACCUUGAUGGCAGCGAUGCUCGGCUGGUUCGCAAUAUUAGUCAGGGAGGUCGCCUAUUGGGCCUUUCGUUGGACUCUGUGUCGAGGCUACUAUUCUACGCCGACGAUGGCAACAAAGUCAUCGGAAUGAUAUCACUGGACAACAACAGUCAUCAUAUUGUCAUCGAUACAGACAUUGGUCAGCUUAUGGACAUCGAGUUGGACAAACACAAUGGUGUGCUGUACUGGUGUGACUACAGCAGGAGUAAAAUAGAGAGGUGUAACUAUGACGGCUCGGACCGUCAGACACUGAUUUCCUCCAUCGCGCGUCUUAAAAAUCCAUCUGGUCUUGCUUUGGACACAGAAGGGAGGAGACUUUACUGGGCAGAUGUAGGUACACUGCUGAUAGGAUGGAGGGAUCUGGACGGCAGAAAUACUGGAGUUUUGUUUAAACAUCAGGGCUCGUUUUUUAGGGGCCUGGAUAUCUACCACAAUGAGUUGUUUGUCACAGACUGGGGACCUGAACAACAUCUGGCAGAAACAACACACAUCUAUCGCAUUGGAAAAAAUGGAGCAAUGAGGGAGACUGUACAAGUUAAAGGGAGAGUAAACGAUGUUCGGGUCUAUGCCGAGGAAAGAACACAUACAGUAUCUACCUCGUCGGCACUAACAAGCGAUAAAACAACAAGAAGUGAAACUACAGGUAGUGUUGAAAGUUUCUUUUAUUUUUCUUUUUGGUUGGUUGGUUUAUUUAUUCGGCAAGUGUUUUCACCUUGAGGGGAUUUCACACUAUGAGAGACAGGAAGGGGGGAAGAACCCAGAGUACCUGGAGAAAACUCUCGAAGCCCAGCCCUGUAAACAAAUUAGGUGACACAUAGGAUGUCACAUACAGAGAGUGUCCCUAGCCGAGAUCUGAACCCUCAGCUCUUACUGAAGUGGCACCAAGCGAGUGAUUUAAUCACUACACUAGCGAGCCACCCUACUACAGUACUACUGAAUGUGUAGACAUGAAGAUAAUAUAUAUAGAUAUUGCCGUAACAUCAGAUCUCUUUGUGUAUGUGUUUUAGUUUGAAACGUUUAAAAACAAAUUGUUUUGUAUCACAAACUUGUGAAAUGUGUAUCUUUGUAAAUGAGAGAUUACCUCCCUUUUAUUGCAAAGCGUCUAUCUCCGUGGCCGAUGUCUUGUCGCCGAAUAUUUUAUGCAUCGCUUAACCUCUGACCCCGUUAGCAGCUGGCGUGCGGGUCGCGACUAUUUUUGUCGCACACAUGGUUUUUGCACUGUUCGCGCAUGCGUACACCAAGUCAGUGCAAAUAUAAAAGAAAAACCGUGUGAGAAAAAAGUAGUCGUGCGUGGGUCAUGUCGCCCCGUUCUAACUCCUUGUAGCUAUUGGACCGUCGACAUUUGCAUACGUCCUUGACAUUCCAUCGUGGGGGAAUGACUUGGGAAAUCCGCGCAUGCGCAUGCGCAAACCAAAAAACGUCAUUUCUAUAUUUAUAUCAUCGUCAGAAGUCUAGAACAUGUACCACCAGUUUAUAAAUUACGAGAGACGAGCUGGUCAAACAAGGAAUUAUGGAUGUUGCUAGAAGAGGUUUGUACUUAACAGUUGUUUGUGCUCAGUUUGCUUUGUUCCUCAAGUUGAGAGACUGUCCAAGCCACAUUGUUUAAUUUGUUUGUCCUAAAAUUCUUGUGUUACAUUCGUGUGGCUAUCCUCGUAGUCAGUUCUUAUAUAUCUUGAAACGUUUUAUUUCUGUCUUUUCUUUGUUAUUAUGUGAGGUUGAAAAGAGUGUAUUUAACGAUGUCACUGACGAAUGGAAUAAGUAAUAAAAAGGCCUCAAUGUGGCAGCGAACUGCGGAUAAACUUCUGCCUGUUGCGGCUUAGAACAUCGAAAGUUACAGGGGGUGGACAGCAACUGACUGUGAAUACGACAACAUCAUAUUUGAUAUUUUAGGCCAAGGGUCAAACCUUACAGAUGGCAUAAAGUCUCUCUAUAUUUUAUAGCAAAUCAAAAUAUAUGUUAAAUCUUUUUAUCUUUUGUUUGUGUGAUCGAUGUGUAACUUUUUCACCUUUAAAGGAAUUUGACUUCUGAUUGUUGCUAGCCACUUUUUCCUAUUCCCGUAGAUAAGUUCGUGUAGAACAUUUUUAUUUGAAACAGCGAUGUAAACCCGGAAUUCCACUCUUAGCUGAAGGACUUUUCUAGUAGUUUUAUAGACCUUCGGAAAGAUACUAUCCAAAGUUAGAUGAAUUUCCCAUUUCUAUCCAAAUAAUAAUUAUAACAACACCUUGUAAAGUGCAACACCACGACCAGGAUAGAUCGCUCUCGCUGCGAGACCAGAAAUGACAAAUGAACAGAAAGUGGACAGUGAGUUGUGUACAGACAGAAGGUAAAGCAAUGGAUGAAGAUAUGAAGGACACAGUAAACGGUUGGAGCUGUACUUGAUGGUUAACAUGACAGACACUAUUGUCAGGGAGUUAAGGAUGAUUAUUCGGGGAAAGUACUUUGUGAACAGUGUUUUCAGAGAGCAGAUGAAUGUAGCCUUGUAGUCCGAGUGGCGAAUGUGAAGAGAGGUCCACUGAUUAGCAGCACAGACGGAGGACAUCUGAUGAGAUGUCAGAGGUCAGAAUCGUGAACACGUGGGUACAAGGAUACGCUUAAUUAAUAUACGGUUCCAGCCCUGCUAUUGGCCGUCUGCACAAGGUAAACAUGUGUAUGUACAGUCCUGUUGUAUAUAUUAUGGUUCUUUAUCUGCUCACGAUGAUGUCAGUAAGCUUGUGUCUCGCGAGAAAAAGUAACAGUUAUUGUGAUGUUUGUUUACAAGGACGCCGGCACACAGACAGCAGCCAGUUACAAUUUAACUUUUGCUUAGUUUAUUGCUUGUGAGCUCAAAACAAAAUUCUAUAUUUGUUGUCAACAAAAAUAUACAGUAAAGAUGUCUUGUAUUGUUAUGAUCAGGUCUUUGAUUCAAUUAAUAAUAUUAACAUAUUAGUGUGUUACAGCCUUGCAAAUUAAGCAGACUGAUGGAGGACAAGAUCAACAUAAUACCACAGACACAAGUCAAUAAAUAAUAAAGACUUCAAGCCAGAAAUAAGAGGACAGGUCCUGUCCAGUACCACGAAACUUUCAUACAAGCUUCUUAGUCACUCCUUGAAGGACUUUCAAGUGCAGUUUGGGCGGUGGACUUUAGGCUCAAGUGUCCUCAUCACAUCAUCAA